AUGGCGAGUCAAUCACCACAGAGGAGAAUGUGGAACAGAGAGGUGCAGAUGAGGGAGAGGAACAGAGAGGCCCUGAAGGUCUGGCUGCUGUCUCUGGUGUCUCUGGUGUCUCUGGUGAUUCUGGUGGUUCUGAUGAUUCUGGUGGUUCAGAUGUAUCUGGCCUUCACUCACCUGUUGGCAUCCAAAGACGGGACUGUGGCUCCUCUGGAACUGAAGAGGGUCCAGCAGUAUGCAGUGGAUGUGACUCUUGAUCCUGAUACAGCACAUCCUAACCUCAUCCUGUCUGCUGAUGGGAAACAAGUAUAUGAUGGUGAUGUGAGGAAGAAUCUCCCAGACAACCCAGAGAGAUUUUCCACAAAUCCCUGUGUUUUAGGAAAGCAGAGUUUGUCUUCAGGCAGAUUUUACUUUGAGGUUCAGGUUAAAGAGAAGACUAAGUGGGAUUUAGGAGUGGCCAGAGAGUCGAUCAACAGGAAGGGAGACAUCCCACUGAGCCCUGAGAAUGGUUACUGGACUAUAUGGUUGAGAAAUGGAAAUGAGUACAAAGCUCUUGAAAACCUUUCAGUCCGUCUCUCUCUAGAGUCUCAUCCUCAGAAGGUGGGGGUGUUUGUGGAUUAUGAGGACGGUCUGGUCUCCUUUUAUGAUGUAGAUGCUGCAGUUCUUAUCUACUCCUUUACUGACUGCGCAUUCACUGAGAAACUCUACCCAUUCUUCAGUCCCUGUAAAAAUGAUGGUGGUACAAACUCCGCCCCUCUGAUCAUACGUCCUGUAUAUUAAACUGCCUGAUCUAGUUUCUAUGAUCAGCAACUUAUUAAGC
Molecule: messenger RNA, 814 nt
Organism: Scomber japonicus (chub mackerel)
Lineage: Eukaryota; Metazoa; Chordata; Actinopteri; Scombriformes; Scombridae
Product: nuclear factor 7, brain-like
Exons: 3
Coding region: 1-774 (257 amino acids)
Molecular function (GO): protein binding
Source: RefSeq, a predicted model, not a curated record